UGGAGACGGUGUGCCUCACUCUGAAUGCUGCAUGUUGCUUUUUCUUUCAGAGUCAGCGCUGCCAUGUUCAGUUAGAUCUCGCCGACUUCUUUUCUGUCCGCCUGCUUUUAUUCUUGUAACUCAUUGUGUGACUUUUUUGCUGCUUUGGAGAAAAAAGUCAUCUCUGGGGUGAAGGAUAAUUGGAUGCUUGUGCCCGCAAACACACUUUGAUCUACAUGCUGGAAGAUGGUAAACAUGACUCUCCAGCAUGAUGAUGAAUUCUCCGGUAGUUGAACUAGACUGAGACGCCGUCUGCCGACAUUUACGGAAAUGAACACCUCGCAUCAUAAUGGACUGCAUCACUCUUUGCGGAACCACAGCCAGGGAGCUUUACCGGUCGGUAAGUCUGCUCAGGGUGAAAGGGGAUCUGCGUCUGGAUCCUGCAAGCAGCUGCUCAUCUCCACCGAGGUCUUCCUCACACUUGGGCUUGUCAGCCUCCUGGAGAACAUUUUGGUGAUCGCGGCCAUCGUGAAGAACAAGAACCUUCAUUCUCCCAUGUAUUUCUUCAUCUGCAGUCUGGCUGUGGCCGACCUGUUGGUCAGCGUCUCCAACGCCUCUGAGACGGUGGUCAUGGCACUCAUCACGGGGGGCAACCUGACCAACAGCGAACGUAUCAUCAAGAACAUGGACAACGUUUUCGAUUCCAUGAUCUGCAGCUCCCUGUUGGCAUCCAUUUGGAGUUUGCUAGCCAUCGCUGUGGACCGUUACAUCACCAUCUUCUAUGCCUUACGAUACCACAACAUCAUGACCCAGCGGCGGGCGGGCAUCAUCAUAACCUGCAUUUGGACCUUCUGCACUGUCUCCGGCGUGCUCUUUAUCGUGUACUCGGAAAGCACCACCGUUCUCAUCUGCCUUAUCAGCAUGUUCUUCACCAUGCUGGCUCUCAUGGCCACGCUCUACGUCCACAUGUUUCUCCUCGCCCGGCUGCACAUGAAGCGCAUCGCCGCCCUCCUUGGCAACGGCCCUGUCUGCCAGGCAGCAAAUAUGAAGGGGGCCAUCACAAUAACCAUCCUUCUCGGGGUGUUUGUCGUGUGUUGGGCUCCUUUCUUCUUGCAUCUCAUCCUCAUGAUCUCCUGCCCUCACAACCCCUACUGUGUCUGCUUCAUGUCGCACUUCAACAUGUACCUAAUUCUCAUCAUGUGCAACUCGGUCAUUGACCCUCUUAUAUAUGCUUUCAGGAGCCAGGAAAUGAGAAAGACCUUCAAAGAGAUCUUCUGCUGCUGGUAUGGACUAACUUCUCUGUGUGAAUAAACUGGUACUGUCAUACAAAGACAAAAUGUGGUAAAUACAGUCAACACGUCUAUACUUUGACUCAACUAUGCUCAGAUUAUAAAACGAUUUAAAUGUUGCUAGUUAUUGUGUUUUACCUUCGUACAGGUUUGUCAAAAAUGGUUUAGGGGACUUUGGUUUAAAGCGGAUUGUCAGUACGUUUUUAAGCACCUAGCAACCGUAUGAACAUUGCUGAGCAUGUAGGAGAUCUGAUGACGGCACAUGGCUCAUUGUGUGAUAAUUCUGCGCACCA
Molecule: messenger RNA, 1561 nt
Organism: Triplophysa dalaica
Lineage: Eukaryota; Metazoa; Chordata; Actinopteri; Cypriniformes; Nemacheilidae
Gene: mc4r
Product: melanocortin 4 receptor
Exons: 1
Coding region: 310-1290 (326 amino acids)
Biological process (GO): G protein-coupled receptor signaling pathway
Cellular component (GO): membrane
Molecular function (GO): melanocyte-stimulating hormone receptor activity
Source: RefSeq, a predicted model, not a curated record